Messenger RNA from Amyelois transitella, 5100 nucleotides. RefSeq names its product protein phosphatase PHLPP-like protein (gene Phlpp). Gene Ontology annotation, cellular component: plasma membrane. NCBI's taxonomy places the organism in Eukaryota, Metazoa, Arthropoda, Insecta, Lepidoptera, Pyralidae. The record is from RefSeq and is a predicted model, not a curated record. The transcript is spliced from 7 exons. Gene Ontology annotation, molecular function: protein binding. The coding region runs from base 674 to 4399 and encodes 1241 amino acids.
UUCCCUUAAAACCAUAAUUAUCUAUAGAAUUAAUAUAGAAUUAGUGUAAGCCGACUGCGUUCUUAUAAUUUUUCUUAUUUCUUAUUAGAUUUGUUUGUAGAAGCUACGUACAGUACAGUUGGUAGCUAGAGCCUUGUAUACGUUUAGUGAAGGGUCACGGCGCUCGCCCUCGGAGUCGCAGGUGACUCAGCAGGUGGGGUGUUUGUCGGCGCGGAACGGUUUUAUACUCCUUUGCCCCAUUUUACUAACUAACAUAUCUUUGCUUUAUGAGUAAAUUCUGUUACAGUAGUAUAUACACACUUGACAAAAAUUCUCACUAAGGCAGUGCUGCCACUUCUUACAAAAUUUCAAGAAUAGUUGUUUUGAAAAAAGACUUUAAUUGAUAGUAUUCAUCGGUUCCUUGAAAAACAUAAAUUUCAAAGAGAUGGUGACAACAACUUGCCAAAGUUCUAUCUGUUUUAUUAGUAUUCAGCAGUGACCUUCAACACACGAGAACUUUAUGUUCAUUCGAUGGGAUGAUCAGUAUUCCACUGUGUUCCCGAGUGACCGAGCAACAUGCUUCCCACCCCCACCACGUGUCCGACCUAAUUGUAAUGCAUGGGACGGGCACUGAGCCGGCGCACGGGCAUUGCGGCGCCGGCCACCGCCUCGCGUCCAUCUGUUGCGCUCCGCCAUGGUCUGCGAUGACGGGCUGCAUGCAUCAUCGCCUCACCAGCAACGGAAAUCACUACGCCGCCUUGCUUCUACGCGCGGUUUCAAACCACGCCCCGCCAAUCAGUCUGGCUGGAUACGAGUCUUCGAAGGCCUCGAACCUUUCGCUGUUGAUGCACCCAGCAAACUGCUCAAGGUCUCCAUCCACAGUACAGUCGAAGACCUUAAUAAGCAGCUCGGAUUUGGAGAGGAACUGACCUUGUGGUUACAAAUUGGAGGAGAAAAGAACAGACGUUUGGAGCAGAAUGAAUACCCAUUACGAAUUCAGGAGCAGUUUUUGGCAGUGCAUGGAUGGAAGUCUGAGGAGAGGCGAUUGCGAGUCGCAGUUGAUCCCGAGCUGCGGCAUUCGUUCCGAUGGUGCGCGGGUCCGGCUGCUCGAACCGGUGGUGUUUUACGAUCAGGCACCCUUUACAUACUGAAAGGGCAUGUUUUCCCGCAAUGGAAACCACGACCUGCCCACAUCAUCGGAUCAUGUCUACAUAUUUUUGGAACUUCGCGAGAGGCAAUAGAGUUGAGCGGUGGCACAAUUGAAAUGUGCCAACCAAAAGCCCAAAGACUAGUGAUUUGCUUAAAACCACGUUGUCAAGGAAACCUGGUGCCCGGAGACGCUGGUAUGAAUCACCUAUUCCUUGGGUUCAAUACAGUUUGGGAGAGAAAUAUGUGGUUUUGCUGGUUAAACGAGGGCACCAAAAGUACACAGCCUCCCAACGUCCUCGACCUAAGCGGUGGGGGGCAAGCCUCCCUCGGCACUGCCCUAUCCCAACAUGCUACUAGUGCGUUCACCAUCAGAGUACUGCGCCUGCGCGGGAACUCCUUGCUUACCCUCCCUCCACAGUUGUGGUCCCUACAUGCGUUGACGCAUCUGGAUCUGAGCGAUAAUAGGAUUGGAGAAUUGCCAGAAGAAAUAUGCCAGUUAAGCCAACUAGAAGAACUAAAUAUCAGCGAGAACGAACUGAAAUCGCUGAACUGCGCGUUAAAACUACCGCGCUUACGGACUCUUAAUGCUGAUCACAAUUUGAUUACAAACUUCGCUGUAAAUACAUCUGACAAAAGCACGGUAAUGGGCCCAGAAGACCAAAACAAAAACGAGCACCGCGCGCCGCUCACCAGCGUGGACCUUCGCCACAAUCGACUGAAAGGAAGCAUCAUACUUGGUAACUAUGAACACUUGGUGUCUCUAGACAUAUCUCAUAACGCAGUGGAAGUUUUAGUGGUAUCGGCGCUACGCGGUCUUCGGGAAUUAUACGCUGCUCACAAUUCGCUCCAACAUCUAGCAUUUCAUGGCGCUUCACUUAAAAUACUACGUGCUCCACAUAACAAACUGGAGACACUGACUACAACGGUACCACCGAUAAAUCUUGUGGAGAUGGAUGUUUCGAACAACAAACUUACAUCACUGCCACAGUGGCUCAGUGGAUGUUCGGACCUUACAACCCUUUAUGCCAGCAAUAACCAGUUGACAUCAUUACCAGAUCAUCUGUUUUGUAGUGAACUAUCUAGUUUAAGUAAAUUAAGAUUAGCUCACAACAAAAUUGCAAGUAUCCCAUCAAUGCCAAGAUUAAGAGCACCUCUGAAAGAAUUACUACUUCAUGACAACUGCAUACAAUCCCUACCCGAGAACUUCUUUUCCGUUUGUGAUAGGCUAAGUAUAUUAAAUCUUUCUAAUAACAGAUUAAAUCGCCUACCACAUGCACGAGGCCCGUCAUCACAUUGCCUAGAACGCCUGUAUUUAACAGCCAAUUGUUUAACUGAUAAUGCAGCAGAUGUCAUCACAGCAUUCCGUGGAUUGAAAAUAUUACACAUAGCUUAUAACUGCCUGUCAAGUUUACCAGAAAGUUGCGUCAAUUUUUGGCCAGAAAUAGAAGAAUUGGUACUAUCAGGAAAUACUUUAGUUAAACUGCCUGAUAAUUUACCACAACUGAACAAGAUCAGGGUUGUACGUGCUCAUUCAAAUAAAUUAAGAUCAGUUCCAAUGUUUGCAUGUAGCGCUUCAAUAAAAAUUCUAGAUUUUGCACACAAUGAACUCGAUAGCAUAGAUUUAAGGCUUCUUGCCCCUAAACAACUGAAGUUUCUUGAUAUAUCUUGCAAUCAAAAACUACAAGUUGAUCCCUCACAAUUUACCGCGUAUAGAUGUCAAAGGCCAUUAAGUUUAGUAGAUGUAACUGGAAGAAAUUCAUUACCAUGGAAACAGAAAAGUGGCUUCCACGAAGAACUUGGCGGUUCGACUCCAUGGACCACAGGAUUUACAGAGUGUCCUAACAAAUCAUUGCAAUUAUGUUGUGCCCAAAUACGAUUACCAUCAUUUUGCAAUAAAGAAGGACUUUUUGCAAUUAUUGAUGGAGAAAAUGAUAUUGAAGUGCCAAAAAUACUACAGUCAUGUCUUCCCGGUUUAUUACUAGAAGAAAAAUCUAUUAAAGAAACCGUCAAUGAAUAUAUGAAAUACGUUGUAUUAUCGGCCCAUAGAGAAUUAAAAGAAAGGGGUCAGAAAAAUGGGGCGUGUUUGAUAAUGUGCCACUUGUCGCCAGUAACCCCAUUAGAUAAUGGAUUCGGUCAAGCUUCUAAACGAUACAAUUUAAGGCUUGCCAACGUCGGUGACACGAAAGCUGUUCUCAGUAGAAGAAAUGGACCAUUAAGCUUAGGAAUAGAAAACAAUAAGCGUUUAGGGUACUCAUCGAGAUAUCCCAAUACCAUCCCAGAUCCUGAUGUUAUACAAACAAUAAUUAAAGAAGAUGAUGAGUUUUUGAUAAUGGGCAAUGGUAAAUUUUGGAAUGCAGUUGGCAUUGAAACUGCUGUGACAGAAGUUAGAGCUGAACGCAAUCCUGUGCUUGCUGCAAAACGGUUACAAGAUUUGGCUCAAAGUUACGGAGUUGAUGAUUGCAUGUCUGUUAUAAUAAUACGAUUUGAUAUAGUACGAGGUGAUGUAGAUCUUCUCAUGAGAGAACUACGCCAGACGAUAAAUAGUCAUAAAUCUGUGUGUAGAUCUGAUUGUUGUUGCUCUCGACUUGAUGCUUGUUGCCAUUCCGCUUCCCCACCUAAACCAUGUAGUGACCGUUCAUCUCCUAGUGGCCAAAGUGACCGUCCUCCAAGUGAAACAGUAAGUCAGCAACAUUCUAUCAGCCAACAUUACGCCAGCGUACGAUCACAAGCCAAAGCCUCAGAAAGAAGAAGCUGUCGUGGAGGCGUAGCGAGAGCAAUUCGUGUACGCGUUGAAGAAGAUAAAGAAGACGAACAAAAAAUCGAUGAUAUUUCUACCUCUGAAGAACAAUUUAAAUGCUGGGAGUAUAUGCUAGAACAAAAUACACAGAUGCUAUUUGAUAAAGAAUUAGACAAUCUCUCCAAAGGGAUCAAAUCAAAUGUAAGUAGUUUACGUAAUUUUAAAGGUAUAUCAGGUAGUAGUCCACAAUUGCAUCUGUCAGGAAAAACGAACAAAGUUCCAUUUCUGUCAAAACAUUUUGGGAGUGCGCGGUCUUUUGGAACUAAUUUAAAGCCAGAGCUGCGUUUCGGCUCUGGAAGAUUACCGAACGGAGGUCCUAAUGCUGCAUAUUUUGGUUCACUUCAACGCUUAAUGCCAUACCAUUUAGAAUAUGAUUUCGCUGUAAUACAGGAAAAGUCUGCACAGUCACAAGAUUCAUUAGACCUCGAAGGCCGCAUGCAACAGUACUGGGGAGUGGCAACAACUGAACUGUAAAUUAAAUGUAAGUGUAAUAAAUUUUGUAAAUAAAACUAUAAAUAGAUUAGCGUAUGUAUUAUUUAUAAUACCAUUCAUCUGUCGACUAGAUUUUUUUGCACAAAGUAGUGGGAUCACUAUGGACUUACAGUGAACUAAAUUAUUUAUAUUUAUCACAUUAAUAAAUUCUAUAUACAAUAUUGUGAUUUUAUAAAUUAACAUGUAUUUUGACUUAUUUAAAUCAACAUAUUUUAUAACUGAAUUAAAAACAAUUUUUACGAUAAGUAGUUUUUCUAUAAUUAUACCUACACAGAGUACCUGGAAUUAUUAUAAGGCUUUAAAAUUUCAUUUGUGCUUUAAAAACCACACUUAUUUAGAUCUAGUAAAAUAUUUACAAAUUGUCAUAAGCCUAUACUUACAUUAACUUAAUAUUAAGGACUUAGACUUAUUUACAACUUGAAUAAAAUUCUACAUAUAAUCGACUUUGAAAAUUUUUUCAGUUGCUCCACAGUUAAGUAAAGUCUUCAGAAGGUAUUGAUAAUUGAUAACAGUAUUUUCCAAUUGGUCAUAAUUACUUAUUAAACGUCAGGAGUUUACUAGAUACCAUUUUCACUUUUUAUUUGGAUUGUAGUGCAGCACACAAUGUCACGCAGUGUUCAACUGGUUAAAUUACUUAAGAUUUUGUCCUAGGGUAGAGGUUAGAAUAUUUAAUACCGAUUGAA